AUGCGCAUCACUCCGCCAGACGCUCAUGCAGCCUCAGUCGGCGUAGACAAGCAUCUCCUCGCUCCAGCAGCACCCGUCCACGAUACCCUACGACACGGCCACGCAUCCCUUGCCGCGCAACACAAUAACCGACACCCACUCGAACAUCGCCUCAUGCAUUGGGAGAAGCAGCAGGCAGAAGUCAGGCUAGAGACCAUGCGCCGUGUCUAUGGACUUGCUGAACCUGUGAGGCGUGGCAUGGAACUACAUAUCGUUCAACAGGGCGCUCGUCCUGCUUUGAUGGGAUCUCCUGUCGGCCUUGAUAUCCUCAACAACACAGACCUGAAGCUUGACGUGGACGAUGUUUUCCGCAGCAUGCCGUCAGACAAGUCGCUGCACGACGACAUGGACCGCAAAGUACGCUUUCGUUCAUAA
Molecule: messenger RNA, 414 nt
Organism: Protomyces lactucae-debilis
Lineage: Eukaryota; Fungi; Ascomycota; Taphrinomycetes; Taphrinales; Protomycetaceae
Product: proteasome maturation factor UMP1-domain-containing protein
Exons: 2
Coding region: 1-414 (137 amino acids)
Biological process (GO): proteasome assembly
Cellular component (GO): cytoplasm; nucleus
Source: RefSeq, a predicted model, not a curated record